UGAAAAAAAAAGACCAAAUUUGAGAUUCUUUCUCUCACAGUCACUGUAUUUGUCAAUUUCACAACUUUUUUUUGAAUACCCUUCUUCUUCUUCGUCUUCAUCUUCUUCCGGAUCUGAAACCCCCAAUAUCUGAGGAUUGAACAACUUCACAGGUACAACAAUGGUGGGUGUUCUUAGUUAUGUGGUGAAGUCUCAUUCUUACCCAUUCUUAUGCACCCAAAAGGCCGGUCAUGAGCCUUUCUCGCGCCCAAAAUCAGUCGAAUUAUGCAGCUCAUUUUCUCACCAUCCAUGUCAAAGGCUGCUGCGAAUGUACAAACCCGAUACCAACUCCCGGAGGAGGAAGAAGAACAACAACAACAAAAACACUUCUUUAGGCAUCCUAACAGUUGUUAGCGAAUUGGGUGGCCAAUAUGAAGAUGCCUUUGGAGAUGUCAAAACACAACUUGUUAACUAUUUUACUUACAAGGCUGUGAGGACUGUCCUAACUCAGCUCUAUGAAAUGAACCCACAACAGUAUAGAUGGUUUUAUGACUUCGUUUCAUCGAACAAACCUGGUGAUGGCAAGCGAUUUCUUCGUAUUCUAGCAAAGGAGAAGCAAGAAUUGGCUGAAAGGGUGAUGGUAACACGGCUUCAUCUCUACGGUAAAUGGGUUAAGAAAUGCGACCAUGCUCAAAUAUACCAACUGAUAUCGGAACAGAACCUGGAACUGCUUCGUGAACGACUCUUGGAGACUGUAAUAUGGCCAUCUGAUGAUACAAGCACAUAGUAGAUCGGAUAAUACAAAUACAGGAUCAUCGACGAUGGGCCAUCUCCACCAUUUGUUAAUUAUUUCAUGUUUAACGAACAAGUCUCUAAUGUAUGUUUUUUUUGUA
This is a messenger RNA of Impatiens glandulifera, 872 nucleotides long. Its product is annotated as chaperonin-like RbcX protein 2, chloroplastic. Gene Ontology annotation, molecular function: protein folding chaperone. Gene Ontology annotation, biological process: ribulose bisphosphate carboxylase complex assembly. The record is from RefSeq and is a predicted model, not a curated record. The transcript has 5 exons. Bases 161 to 766 code for a protein of 201 amino acids. Lineage: Eukaryota; Viridiplantae; Streptophyta; Magnoliopsida; Ericales; Balsaminaceae.